ACGAGUUGAAUGAGCUCACUACAGAAUUACGAGAAUUAGAAGAGCGUAGUGCUAGAUGCCAAAAAAACCAAGGAGAAAGAGGAUGACAGAAAUGUAACUGAAGAAAAAAAAAAUCAAAGAGGAUAUGGAAGCUAAGGAAUAUGAGAAUUUGGAAGGAACUGGGGAAGCCGAUUUAUGUGAUGACUUUGUGAUGAGCGCAAGAGACAUGAGAAUUUUAGAAGAUGCUCGAGAUGUUUCUCAAAAAGAUGAAGGUGGUAAUGAGAAUAACAGAGAAACACCAUCUAUCAAACGGGCUGUCGGAAAGAGGGAGAGGAAGGAUGAACCCUCUGUUACUUCACCUUAUAUGCCUCUAGAUCAACCAAAGGAAGGCACAAAGAAGAGACGUGUCAUCCAGAUAUUGGAUAGUCCUGAUGGGAAAAAAAAGUACAAAAAUGAAGAAGGCUUCAUACCUACAUCUAGAGACUAUCCAGGUAAGGCACUGGCGUUUGAUUAUGAGAACAAAUUAAUUGAAGACUUUCUACAAUCGAGAAUGAACAGGUAACUGUUACUGACUUAUUCUAAUAAUAAUCUUUGAAUUUACUUAAUUCUAGUAGCAAUUUUCUCACAAUG
Molecule: messenger RNA, 609 nt
Organism: Asparagus officinalis (garden asparagus)
Lineage: Eukaryota; Viridiplantae; Streptophyta; Magnoliopsida; Asparagales; Asparagaceae
Exons: 2
Coding region: 125-541 (138 amino acids)
Source: RefSeq, a predicted model, not a curated record